Messenger RNA from Juglans microcarpa x Juglans regia, 1332 nucleotides. Its product is annotated as probable glucan endo-1,3-beta-glucosidase BG4. Gene Ontology annotation, molecular function: hydrolase activity, hydrolyzing O-glycosyl compounds. Gene Ontology annotation, cellular component: plasma membrane. NCBI's taxonomy places the organism in Eukaryota, Viridiplantae, Streptophyta, Magnoliopsida, Fagales, Juglandaceae. Gene Ontology annotation, biological process: carbohydrate metabolic process. The record is from RefSeq and is a predicted model, not a curated record. Bases 1 to 1332 code for a protein of 443 amino acids. The transcript has 3 exons.
AUGAAAGAGCUGCAAGCUGCUGAAGGGUCGACUGAUGAAAAGAUGCUUAAAUUGAGUGUGGAGACUGGGGGAUGUUUUUGGUUCCAAUAUGUUUUGUGGCGUCCUAGAUCGAUGGCCAAAACACAGCUACAAAAUGAGAACAGAAUCCACAUGGUGGAGACUGAUACAAAUCUCUAUGUCCCUCAUAGAUGUCUGCGGGUUGGUGACGAUGGUUGUUUAAUUGGGUUGGAUAAGACUUGGCCAAAUUUUGUUUUUAAGCUGAUCAGGUGUUCACCAACAAAUUUGUUGUCACGUAUUUGGAUUGCGCUUAUUCUGUCUGGCUUGGCAACCAUUCAUAACCAUAUUCGCACCACAGUAGCAGACUUUGAUGCUUUAGGUGUUUGCCUUGGAACGUCAGGAACCGACAUCCCUGACCCGAAAACUACAGUUCAACUCUUGCACAAGUAUGGUUUCAAGAAAGUAAGGCUUCUCAGUUCCAAUAAUUGGAUGAUGGAGGCUCUAAUCAACCAGAAUAUUGUCGUAAGUAUUGGCAUUGCGAAUGAAGAAUUACCUAUGGUUGCAGAUAAUUUACAAGAUAAUGCAGGAUCGUGGUAUAACGCGAAUGUGAGGCCCUACAUUUCCAAAAUGCCUAUCGAAUAUAUUGUCAUUGGAGACGAUGCAAUUCUCAGUCCCUACAGCGAGUUCGUCAUUCCGGCAAUGAGAAACAUCAUGCAAGUACUCCGGCGUUUUGACCAAGGCAGCAUAAAGGUCACCACUGCAGUUUCCACAUCCGUUUUAGGAAAAACUUUUCCACCUUCACAGGGUAUCUUUAAGGCUAGGACGAGAAACAUUAUGGUAGACGUCCUCAAAGCUAUAGCUGGCUAUAAGUUUUCACCAGUACUUAUGGUGAAUGUCUAUCCAUAUCGUUACCAUGCAGCAGGUCUCAUUCUACAAGACUUCGCGACAUUCUCUGCACACAAACCUGUUAUUCAUGAUGGCAAUAAUGAUUAUUGGAACAUGCUUGAUGCACUGUUAGAUGCAUUUGUUACUGCAUUGACGAGAGAAAAUCUGGGGAGUAUACGUUUGGUGGUGGGUGCGAGUGGCUGGCCUUCUGCUGGGAAUGGUAGAUUCACGACUCCCGCACUUGCAGCCACUUACAAUCAGAAUUUUAUGAGACGGAUAGUUAGGCGACAGGGGACUCCGGCUCAACCAACAAUACCCAUCGAUGGUUUUGUUUAUGCAUUGUUCAAUGAAAAUAAAAAACCAGGAGGUCCUGCUGACCAACAUUUUGGGCUUCUCAAGACCGACAAAACACCUGCUUAUAGUUUUGUGGUUCCUCACUAUUGGAGAUAA